Messenger RNA from Camponotus floridanus (Florida carpenter ant), 886 nucleotides. RefSeq names its product thioredoxin reductase-like selenoprotein T homolog CG3887 (gene SelT). Bases 152 to 733 code for a protein of 193 amino acids. NCBI's taxonomy places the organism in Eukaryota, Metazoa, Arthropoda, Insecta, Hymenoptera, Formicidae. Gene Ontology annotation, biological process: cell redox homeostasis. Gene Ontology annotation, cellular component: endoplasmic reticulum membrane. The record is from RefSeq and is a predicted model, not a curated record. The transcript is spliced from 4 exons. Gene Ontology annotation, molecular function: thioredoxin-disulfide reductase (NADPH) activity.
AGAGAGAGAGAGAGCGAAAGUCAAGGAGGGAGAACGAACGCGUAGAAGUAGAAUACGCCGAGAUACUAUGCAGUAAUUCGAUGCAUUUAGUUGCAUUUAGUUGUCGCGUGAGUGAGUGUGAUUGUUUUUUCUUCGAUGAAUUAGGAUAAAUAUGCGCUGGCUAAUACGUCUGUGUAUCCUCGCGAUUUUGCUGGUGCACAGCAUAGAUGCGAACAGCAAGGAGCUGGAGGAAGUGCCAUUAAGCAAAUUCGGCGCAAAGACAGGGCCGACGUUAAGAUUCUUUUACUGCUACUCAUGCGGCUAUAGAAAAGCCUUUGAACAAUAUGUGAAUAUUCUUAAGCAAAAGUAUCCGGAACUUCACAUCGAAGGAGAGAACUUUACUCCACCAGGUUACAAAAUGUUAUUUGCGAAAAUACUGGGAACAUUGAAAAUAUUGGUAAUUGUCCUAAUUGUAAGUGGAGUCGACUUUGGAUUGCCCUUAACAUCAGUAUGGCAAUGGUGUAUAAGCAAUCGUUUUUAUUCUUCUGUAUUGGUUUUCUUGCUUUGUAAUGCAAUAGAAGGUCAAUUGAUAUCAUCAGGAGCAUUUGAAAUACAUUUUAAUGAUGUUCCUGUUUGGUCAAAACUUGAAACGGGCAGAAUACCUCAACCACUUGAAUUGUUUCAAAUUAUUGAUUUCCACUUAGGCAUGCAGUUUUCAGAUAUGGACGUUGGAAAGAUCAAAUUUCACACAUAAAACCUAAUUUUAUUUUAUAUUUGAAAAUUAAUGUAAUUAUAUACCAUGCCACACAGGAAGUUUGUUACUGGUGUAAUGUGAUGAAAAUAUGUACAAUAUAUUUGCUAAGUAAGUAAACUCUUUAAUGUACAUUUCUUAUCAUAGAUUACAUAA